Messenger RNA from Triticum turgidum subsp. durum (durum wheat), 1104 nucleotides. The record is from the annotation of a GenBank genome assembly. Lineage: Eukaryota; Viridiplantae; Streptophyta; Magnoliopsida; Poales; Poaceae.
AUGUCUUCGUCGAUCAAGCCAAUGUCGGCGCUGGUGUCCGCCCUGCGCAGCGCCGGGCGGCAGCACAUCACCGCGUCCACCGUCGCCGCGAGGGAGCCGGUCACCGGCUCCCACGUCUUCCGGAUCCACGGCUACAAGCAGGUGAGGAAAACGGUCCCCAACGGCACGGCGGUCGAGUCACCCACGUUCGACGUCGGCGGCCACCGCUGGAAAGUACAGUGCUACCCGAACGGCGACCGCAAAGAGGCCGACGGCUCCACGUCCAUCUUCCUUACCAGCCUCGGCGACGCCACGGCAGAGUUCAAGCUUAGCGUGCUCGACCACCACGGGGAGCCCUCGGUGAAUGGAGCCGUGCAGCAGCAACGCUACUCGGCUAAUCGCUACUGGGGCUGGAUAAAGUUCCUCGACAAGGAAAAUCCCAACCAUAGUAAGCAUCUUGAGGAUGAUUGCCUCACUGUCCUUUGCGACGUCACCGUCGACCCCGGGCUGCGCGCGGAAGCCGAGGUGGCGGCGGCGCCGCCGUUCGACCUGCGCGGGCAGCUCGCGGAAGCCCUCUGGAACAAGCACCCAGCGGACGUGACGGUCCACGUCGGCGGCGAAACCUUGGCCGCGCACCGGUGGGUGCUGGAGGCCCGGUCCGCCGUCUUCAAAGCGGACCUCGAGGGCAACGCCACCGGCGAGCUACGUGUCGACGACAUGGACGCGGAGGUGUUCAAGACCCUGCUCCAGUUCAUGUACACGGACAGCCCGCCGCAGCUCGAUACAAUGGCGGAGGCGGACAACCAACUUCCGAACCAGCAACUCGAUCAGGCCGAGGCAACGUCGAAGGCGGAGCGGCUGCUCGUGGCGGCGGACAGGCACGGGCUGGAGGACCUGAAGAUCGCCUGCGCCAAGGCGCUGCGGCCGCGCGUGGACAUGGGCUCUGUGGCCGCCAUGCUGUCGCUGGCUGAGCGGCAUGGCUGCGCCGUGCUCAAGGAGGCGUGCAUGGACUUCCUCUCUUGUCCCGGUAAUCUGAAAUCCUUCAUGGCCACCGAUGGAUUUGAGCAGCUCAGGGCAAGCUGCCCUUCUGCCGCGCUGGAUCUCGUCAUUAAGCAGCUCCCGUGA